AAAUAAUAUCCUGGCGUAGAAGAAGAAGUCCGAAGCACUUACUUCUGAGCUAGCUACAAUGGCUCAAGGUUCGAAGAAGUUUAAAGCUCAGAAACCGGGAGCAUCCAAAAAGAAUCAACAGAGGAACGUGAAGGGCCCAAAGAAAGGAGGAAGGAUCAUUGCUCCCAAGAAGGCUCAAGUGGUCCAACAACAAAAGCUCAAACAGGGUCUUGAGGUUGCCAUCAGGAACAAAAUUGAACAGGAGGUAACGCAGAAGGCGAGUUCAUCCCUCCACAAGCCCCUGAGCGUCGUCAAAGGGCCAGAAGGAAAAGCCAAACCAGGGGGAAGCUCCAAAUAGACUGCUUGCAUAAAUGAGUGUUGAAAUGAAUUGGUCAAUCUUGUUUUGCUUUACUUUGUGUGUCAAUAGUUAUUUCAUGAUCAUUUGAACCAGAAUCCUAUAUGCUGUUUAUAACAGUACAUGUUUUGUGAUGAGGUUUCUGAGUUUCAUUGAGUGUUGUAGCCUUUCACUCAAAUAGUAAACAUGUGAUGCUCACCUGUGUA
Molecule: messenger RNA, 540 nt
Organism: Synchiropus splendidus (mandarinfish)
Lineage: Eukaryota; Metazoa; Chordata; Actinopteri; Syngnathiformes; Callionymidae
Product: UPF0390 protein zgc136864-like
Exons: 3
Coding region: 59-337 (92 amino acids)
Source: RefSeq, a predicted model, not a curated record